AUGAAAGAUGCUGCUGAAUCCCGUCCGGAAAUUCAGGACGUUCCAUCGAUGAUUCUGGACCUCAGGCAAGAGAUUUUACAGCUGCAGAACUUGCUUUCUGGAAUGGAUGGCACAUUGUCAUCCCACACUGCCUCCAUAGACUCGCUCCGUUGCACAGUGGACAGCGUGUUCGUGGGUGCAAGGAGCAGGAGCAAGCUCUCAACAGGCUUAGAUCGGUGUAUGGAGAGCACCUCUGAGGGCCCGGAGGAGCAGGACCCUGCCUUCUCGUCCUUCGCCGUCAAUAUCAACACUGAGGUGAAUGAACGGCUGGAUACCGUGGAACUUGUGCAAGCUCCGCAGGAUCCUCCUGCGCUCCUCCCGCUUCCGGGGGUGAUCGGGCGAGAGGGUCCAGAUGAUUCGAGCCUGGUUCACCAGCACAUUACCUCUGCCACGCCACUGGAAAAGGACAACGAGAUAGCUCCUGUCAAGAGGAGGAACAGUCAGAAGAAGUCCUUGGAAAGUCGGCAGAGCCGUGACAGCGAGCAGAUGCAGGCACGCAAAUCGGACGGGGUGCGCAAGAUUCGUUCCCUUGAGUCCGGUCCGCGGAAGUUGCGCUACGGAAUGGUGGAGGAGCUCCAGGAAGAGACUGCCCGGCAGCUGCUGAAGAACUCUCACGAUCUUCACGCUUCUGAUGGAGGGCCGCCAGGGAUGCUGGUGAAGUCCAACACUAUGAAGUCUGUGAAGCAGGCCAAGUGUUGUCAUCACAUGUUCUUCGGAAGCGGGCAGUCAUUUUUCUGUGAACCCUGUGUAGCCGCGUGUACUAUUUCUUCGCUCAAUUUGUGCCUUGACUUCGCAUGCUCGUGCCCCGUGGUGCUCGUGAGCGCCACAGGGAUUGAAUUUGUUGUCUGCAGCUUAAGAAGCCAAACUGCAGCUCAGAAGGUGUCCUUUGUCGCAGGGAUAGUCGGCCAUGUGCGUGCGGCUGAUUGUCAGCAAUGCAGAGGAAUUAGAUUCCAGGCGAACCUGGUGAGUCGCAAGUUGCCGUGA
Molecule: messenger RNA, 1023 nt
Organism: Symbiodinium sp. CCMP2456
Lineage: Eukaryota; Dinophyceae; Suessiales; Symbiodiniaceae
Source: the annotation of a GenBank genome assembly